This is a messenger RNA of Papaver somniferum (opium poppy), 2715 nucleotides long. Its product is annotated as zinc finger MYM-type protein 1-like. Bases 1 to 2715 code for a protein of 904 amino acids. The transcript has a single exon. Lineage: Eukaryota; Viridiplantae; Streptophyta; Magnoliopsida; Ranunculales; Papaveraceae. The record is from RefSeq and is a predicted model, not a curated record. Gene Ontology annotation, molecular function: protein dimerization activity.
AUGGCAGGUAUGCCUCUGAAAAGAAAACAAUCAUCUGGAUGUCAAAAUAGGAAGAACCAAAAAAAGAGAUUGGCAUCUACUAAAUCUCUUGCAGGUUCUUUUGAUAAGUUUUUGAUUAGGAAUCAACCAAUAGUUGGGAACGCCACCAACGAAGAUGAUGCUACAGCUGAUAAGGGUAUGAAUGAGGGGAAUGAGAACGAUGGUAUUGCUGAUAAUGGCAUGAAUGAGGGGAAUGUAAGUGAUGGGGCUGCUGAUAAUGGGAUUGAGAAGGAUAAUGUGAAUGUUGGUAUUGGUGUUGCUAAUAAUGGUGUUAAUGAGGGGAUUAAUGGGAAUGUGAAUGUUGUUGUUGAUGAUAAUGGUGUUAAUGACAAUGAGAAUUAUGGAAGUGCUGCUAACGGUAUGAAUGAUUGUGUCUAUGAGGUGAAUAAUGAGAAUAAAGGUGCUGAUGGUGAUAAUAGAGAUAGAAAUGAGGAUGAUGCAAACACAACAACAGAAAAUAAUGAAGUUGGAAAUUGUGGUGAUAAGUUAACAGAUAGAGACAUGCUUGAUCCAGGUCAUUGGGAAACAAUUGAUAAAAAACUUGUUGAUUUUUUGGUAGAGAAGGGUCCGGUAAGAGUUGACAAUAUCAUAUUCCCUAGAGAUGACAAGAACGAUUGUUUCUCUAGCUAUCAUUACUUUCGGAAAUUGAGCAAUUUUGAGAAACAAGAUAGAAAAUGGUUAGUGUAUUCGAAAACUUUGGACAAGGUAUUCUGUUUUUGUUGUAAACUGUUCAUGAAAAGGGAAAGUAAUUAUCAGUUGUGCAGUACUGGGUUUAAUGAUUGGAAUAACCUAAGUGGAAGACUCGCAAGUCAUGAAAACUGUGGAGUGCAUCAUCGUUGUAUGUAUGAUUGGCUUGAGUUGGAAUUAAGAUUGAGAAAGGAAAAAACUAUCAACAAAAGAAUACAAGAACAGAUCAAGAAAGAGAGAAAACAUUAUAAAGAAGUAUUGGAGAGGAUGAAGGAUGAAGUGUUGUUUCUAGCGAAGAAUGGUUUAGCAUUUCGUGGCGAUAAUGAGAAAGUUUAUACAAAAAACAAUGGUAACUUCUUAAGCUUCAUAGAGACACUUGGAAAAUAUGAUCCCGUGUUAAAGUAUCAUCUGGAGAGCAUUGAAAAGAAUGAAAUGCGUACUCAUUAUCUCAGCCACAAGAUUCAAAACGAAAUGAUUUCAAUGCUUGCCGAUGCAACGAGAAAGCUUAUUGUCAAGAAAAUCCACGAAGCCAAAUACUUUUUAGUUAUUCUUGAUUGUACUCCUGAUGUUUCUCGCAGGGAACAAAUGUCUAUUAUCAUCCGAUGCGUAGAUGUUUCAACGGCAAGAAUCGAAGAGUAUUAUCUUGGGUUUUUGCGAGUGGAAGAUAAAACAGGAGAAGGUUUAUUUUUUGAACUUGAAGAUGCAUUAAUCAAUCUUGGGUUAAACAUUGAUGAUAUAAGAGGACAAGGGUAUGACAAUGGAGCAAACAUGAAAGGAAAACAUAAAGGUGUGCAGGCAAGAUUACUCGAGAUCAAUCCAAGAGCUUUCUACACACCAUGUGCUUGUCAUAGUCUUAAUCUCAUACUUUCAGAUAUGGCCAAGUCUUGUCCUAAAGCAAGUUCUUUUUUUGGAUCCAUACAACGUAUUUAUACACUUUUUUCAGCUUCAACCAACCGGUGGGAUGUAUUUAAAGAGGAGAUUGGAAAGAAGGGAUGGACACUUAAACCGUUGUCAGAUACACGGUGGGAAAGCCGUGUCGCAAGUGUCAAAGCAAUAAGAUACCAAGCUCCGAAAAUUCGAAAUGCUUUAGAGAGAUUGCGAGAUUCAUCCCCUAUCUCUCAAGAAGUCAGUACUGCCGACAGCUUAGUAAGUUUUGACUUGCAUAAUUUUGAAUUUUAUCUUAGCUUGACUAUCUGGUAUAGACUUCUGUUUGUUGUUAAUACUGUGAGUAAGUCAUUGCAAUCUAAAGAUAUGGACAUCGGUGUUGCUAUACAACAAAUGAAAGGUCUUAUUGAGUUUUUUAAAGACUUUAGAGUAAAUGGGUUUCAAAAGGCAAUGGAUGAAGCUAAGGAUAUUGCAAGAGCGAUGGGAAAUGAACCUACAUUUCAUGAAGUUCGUAACACCCGUACUACCGAACCAACAUCAGGUGAGGAGUUUUUUAGAAAAAAUUACUUCUUAUAUAUAGUAGAUAGUGCUAUGUCUUCAUUCCGAACCAGAUUUGAACAAUUUCAAAUGUACGAAGAAAUAUUUGGGUUUUUGUAUGACUUGAACACGUUGAAAUAUAUGAGUGAGGAUGAAUUGAUGAGUGCAUGUGUUGCACUUGAAGCUUAUUUGAAGCAUGGUAGAUCUAGUGAUAUUGAUGGCAGGAAAUUAUGUAUGAAACUAAUCGUCAUGCGAAUUGUACUACCUAGUUCGUGUAGUAAGCCAAUCGAUGUCUUACAAUUUUUACUAAGAAUGGGUGGUUGUUACCCUAAUGCAUGGAUUUCUUAUAGGAUAUUGCUUACGAUUCCAGUCACAGUCGCCUCUGCGGAAAGAAGUUUUUCUAAGCUAAAGUUGAUUUUCUCGUAUCUUCGAUCAACUAUGUCGCAGGAAAGACUAGUAGGAUUAUCUAUGUUAGCAAUUGAAAAUGACAUGGCUAUGCAAGUUGAUUUUAAAAUUGUACUUUCUGAUUUCGCAUCCAGGAAUGCAAGAAGGGUCAUUUUCGAAUAG